AUUUAAAGCGUGCUGGAAAAGACUCUUCCAAAUAACUGGUUUUGUGUAAUAGAUUUGCGUAAUCUAGUGAGCGCUUGAUAUAUAUUUUUUUUGAACCUGGCUGUUCUCCCCCCGUCUACAGCACUUGGUUUCGUCCAAACCUGGUUGGUGAUUUUCGUUGAGCGUGUAUGGCAUCGCGUUCAUUCAACUGAACGGGGAAAAGCGCACCGGUCCGCGCCAUCGUCUGCUGUCAAUGGCUUUCGGGGUUUGUUUUAUUUGAAUGUCCGGACUUUCUUCUCUCUAUAAAAAAACAAAACAAAAAAAACCCCUGAAAACCAAUAAUGGAUAUCCUAUGGAUUUUAUGGAUACUACACACAGCACUGGCUCUUGAAGAAACCUUAAUGGAUUCCACUACAGCAACAGCUGAGCUGGGAUGGACAGUAUUUCCUGUAUCGGGUACCAGUGAGAACAGUUGGGAAGAGGUGAGCGGAUACGACGAGAACAUGAACACUAUUCGCACCUACCAAGUUUGCAAUGUCUUUGAUGCCAACCAGAACAACUGGGUCCGCACCAAGUACAUCCACCGGCGUGGAGCGCAGCGUAUACAUGUGGAGAUGAAGUUCUCAGUGCGGGACUGCAGCAGCAUCCCCCGGGUUCCGGGCUCCUGUAAGGAGACUUUCAAUCUGUACUACUAUGAAUCAGAUGCCGACACGGCAACUAAAGUUCACCCUCCAUGGAUGGAGAACCCAUGGAUGAAGGUGGACACAAUUGCUGCUGAUGAAAGCUUCUCACAGGUGGACUUAGGCGGACGCGUGAUGAAGAUCAACACAGAAGUGCGCAGCUUUGGGCCUGUUUCACGUAAUGGGUUCUACUUGGCCUUCCAGGAUUAUGGUGGCUGCAUGUCACUCAUUGCAGUCCGCGUUUUCUACCGUAAAUGCCCUCGGGCCAUCAGGAAUGGGGCCAUUUUUCAAGAGACUCUUUCAGGGGCUGAAAGUACUUCCCUGGUAGCAGCGAGAGGAGUUUGCAUCCCCAAUGCAGAGGAAGUUGACGUACCAAUCAAACUGUACUGUAAUGGAGAUGGCGAGUGGAUGGUGCCUAUCGGUCGGUGCAUGUGUAAGGCUGGCCAUGAACCUGUUGACAAUGGCACUGUAUGUCGAGCAUGCCAGUCGGGUUUCUUCAAGCCAGCACAGGGCGAUGAGGCGUGUCUGCCAUGUCCCAUCAACAGCCGCACUACCAAUGAUGGUGCCACCAACUGUGUGUGCCGAAACAACUUCUACCGCACUGACUCGGACCCCAUUCAGAUGCCCUGCACAACCGUACCAUCAGCUCCACAGAAUGUGAUUUCUAAUGUAAACGAGACGUCACUGAGGCUGGAAUGGAGUCCUCCACGUGACAGUGGCGGACGCAGUGAUGUUGUUUACAAUUUGAUCUGUAAGAGCUGUGGUGGCAGAGGCUGUACACGAUGCGGGGACAACGUUCAGUUCACACCACGCCAGCUGGGCCUCACCGACACAUGGGUCUACGUCAGUGACCUGCUAGCGCACACACAGUACACCUUUGAGGUGCAGGCUGUCAAUGGUGUUUCAGACCAGAGCCCACAUUCACCCCAGUACGUGUCUGUCAACAUAACAACCAACCAGGCCGCUCCCUCUACAGUGUCUAUAAUGCACCAGGCUAGUCGUACAGUGGAUAGCAUCACACUCUCCUGGUCGCAGCCAGAUCAACCCAAUGGAGUCAUUCUGGACUAUGAGUUGCAGUACUAUGAAAAGGAUCAGACCGAGCACAACUCAUCCAUUGUGAGGAGUCAGACCAACACCGCUGUCAUCCGCGGCCUUAAGCCCGGCGGAAUUUACGUGUUCCAAGUGCGGGCACGUACAGUGGCCGGGUUCGGACGCUACAGCGGCAAGAUGUACUUCCAGACCAUGACAGAGGAGGAAUACAACACCAGCAUCCAGGAGAAACUGCCUCUCAUCAUUGGCUCAGCAGCUGCUGGGCUAGUCUUCCUCAUUGCUCUGGUGGUCAUCAUCAUUGUGUGUAACAGGACAGAAGAAAGGUGGAAUCAAUCAAGGCGUGGCUUUGAGAGAGCAGAUUCAGAAUACACAGACAAGCUGCAGCACUACACCAGCGGCCACAUGUCACCAGGAAUGAAGAUCUACAUUGAUCCAUUUACCUAUGAAGAUCCCAAUGAAGCAGUAAGAGAGUUUGCCAAGGAAAUUGACAUCUCGUGUGUAAAGAUUGAACAAGUCAUUGGAGCAGGAGAGUUUGGGGAGGUGUGCAGUGGCAACCUGAAGCUCCCAGGAAAGAGGGAGAUGUUUGUCGCCAUUAAGACACUGAAAUCGGGCUACACUGAAAAACAGAGACGCGACUUUUUGAGCGAGGCUAGCAUCAUGGGACAAUUUGACCACCCGAACGUCAUACAUCUGGAAGGAGUGGUGACCAAAAGCAGCCCUGUGAUGAUCAUCACAGAGUUUAUGGAGAACGGAUCACUGGACUCUUUCCUGCGGCAAAACGAUGGGCAGUUCACGGUGAUCCAGCUAGUAGGCAUGCUGCGUGGGAUUGCCUCGGGAAUGAAGUACCUUGCCGAUAUGAAUUACGUGCACCGUGACCUGGCAGCCCGGAACAUCCUAGUUAACAGCAACCUGGUGUGUAAGGUGUCAGACUUUGGGCUCUCACGCUUCCUGGAGGAUGACACAUCUGACCCCACCUACACCAGUGCUCUGGGUGGGAAAAUCCCCAUCCGCUGGACUGCACCAGAAGCUAUCCAGUACAGGAAAUUCACCUCAGCCAGUGACGUAUGGAGCUAUGGCAUCGUCAUGUGGGAGGUGAUGUCCUACGGAGAGAGGCCAUACUGGGACAUGACUAAUCAGGAUGUGAUCAAUGCUAUUGAGCAGGACUACAGGUUGCCUCCACCUAUGGACUGCCCCAGUGCCCUGCACCAGCUCAUGCUCGAUUGCUGGCAGAAGGACCGCAAUAAUCGUCCCAAAUUCAACCAGAUUGUUAACAACCUGGACAAGAUGAUCCGUAACCCCAACAUGCUGAAGGCCAUGACACCUCUUUCUUCAGGUGUGCACUUGCCCUUGCUGGACCGCAGCAUGCCUGACUUCUCCAGCUUCAGAACUGUGGACGACUGGCUGGAUGCUAUCAAGAUGGGCCAGUACAAAGACAACUUCGCCAAUGCUGACUUCACCAGCUUCGAUUUGGUCUCGCAGAUGACAAUGGAGGACAUCCUUAGGGUGGGUGUGACUCUAGCAGGUCACCAAAAGAAGAUCCUCAACAGCGUGCAGAUGAUGAGGGCGCAGAUGAACCAGAUCCAGUCGGUGGAGGUUUGACCUCCAGGCCUGAUCCUGCACACAAAGGCAGGAGGGACAAGAGGACAGAUGGAGGUGGAUGCGUGCUGAGCCUGAUUUUUUCCCCUCUGGGCCACUAUUCUUUCCCCAAGGCAAUCUCCUCUGGUCCUCUCUUCCUAACCCUGCCCUCCGUGUUCUCCCUGUUCCCCUACAAACCACCAAGCAACACAGCAAAAAUGUCGUCCCUUUGACAUCGAUAACACUUUUGCCCGAUCCAUCAGUUGUCUCAACUGCCAAAACAUAGCAAAGAAGAAUUUUCACCAAGAGCACGCUCAUCUUUUUGCUCUUCCUUAUGAUUAUUCAUUUAAAUUUUUUUGUCAUGUUCUUAAAUGAUUUUUCUAAAGAUUUUUUAAAAAUAAAACCUACAUGAACAGAAAGAUCUAUAUGAUAUAUAUAGAUACAUGUCAAAGUGUAGAUGGAUUUCACUGAAAGGCUACCCUUUAAAAGGGCAAAAUACACCAAUACGAAAGGUACAACAGCAAGCAAUGUGCUUUGUUAUUCUACUUUACAGUACUUUACACUUAAUAGGAAUAUUGACUCCCUGCUCAGAGGCUUCAAAUGGAAGAAACCAUAAUCCCUGUGCUAUCAUUGAAAAGGCAGAGAAAAGGAAAUGAAAUGGAAACUUUCUCAUGACUGCCGUUAUUUACACGAAAGGAAAAAAAAAGACAUUUCUGUUAUUUAGCUGUUUGAAACACCUGAAGCAAAUACAAAACAAAACAACAAAAAAAGUCUUCUCUCAAAAGUAGUAGUCUUGUGGACAGUGUUGACUUUGUAAUGAAGAUUUCCUCUGCUUCCAUUCACCAUGGGGAAAAAUGAGACUUUUUUUUUUUUUUUUACAGACAUCAUAACCUGCCAAAUAGGACAUCAUUCUGUCCUACCUCAUAGCUCGUAGGUCCUUCUGUACAUAUCAGAUGCACUUGACAUUGGGACAUCAUCAGUGUAGUCACCUAGUGCGUGGCUGUUUUCAUUCAGGCAACAAUUGUUCACUUUGUGGUUUUUCCCUUCAUUUUAAAUCAAGCGUUUGUGGUGACAUUUUCAUCAUUUAGUACAUAAAACAAAAUAUAUAGAUUCCCAUCAAAUAUGUAGAGAUAAAAAUUAAAAUUGCUUAGGAUAUUUUUUUCAUUAUUAUUAUUAUUAUUAUUAUUAUUAUUAUUGUUGUUAUUAAUAAUAAUAAUAAUAAUAAUAAUUUACCAUUUACGUAGAAGGACCCUGAAUGAACAUAGAUUUGUUUUUGUUUUUUUACAUAAAUUCAUUUUCCAAGAGCUCAGAAUAGUAUUAAUUAAUCAAAUCAGGAUGUCCUGUUCAGAAUGACAUGGCCCUUUCCACUGGGAUAGUACUGUGUACACAAGCAUUGUGUUAUGAUUCCAGUGGCCAUGGCAACGUUAAUGUCAAAUGGUACGGUUAGAACGCUUAAUAUGUGCUUAAUAAUGACUUUAAGAGCAGGAGGAUGAGUACUAUGUUUAUAAAUGUGGUUUGUGUGACUGAAUAGAAAGCUAAAUGACACUCAUAUACAUCCCCUUAACAGCCUGUCUCCAAUGGUUCUCGAGAUUUCUGCCUUUUUACCAACAUGAAGCGCAUAAAACAUAAAAAAAAAACUAAGGAAAAAAAUUGUAAAUAUCCAUGUAAGAAAUACGUGUUGGAUUUUAAUGUACAGAAUUUUUUUUUUUUGUUGUUGUUGAAAAUGAAAUUAAGAGCUGUCAAAUCUGGGCUUUUGUUUCUAUAAGAGAGAGACGAUGGGGACUGUGGGAUUAUCCUUUAGCAUGGUCACAGUGAGCAGAGCAGCAGAUACAAAACCACAGACACCUCCAGCUGUGCUACAUGAUGUGUGUGUGUGUGUGUGUGUGUGUGUGUGUGUGUGUGUGUGUGUGUGUGUCCUGGCAUGGAGGUCACUUGUGGUUAACAGUGCUCAAUUACACUUUGUCUAGCUCAGCUCACCAGAGACUUCCUCCGCUCCAUAACCUCAGGGUUGACGUACAUCUUUAAUACAUUUAAAACCCCUCGGUACAGUGCAGCUAGUCACUUCGACCACACUUCAGUUCGCAUAAGCUCCGUUGGCUGAUCCAGUGCCUCGAGUGGAGCGAUGUGAACUGAUUAAUAUAGCACAGUGCUCAUCUGGCGCCGAUUUUCUGACCACAGAUGCAUCAGAGCUGCUCCUGCUCUGCAUCUUCAUUUGUUCCUAUCACAUGAACUACUUCAUAGAAAUAUCUGCUUAUCUCUAGUCCCAUUAUGCUGUAUUUAUACGUUCUGUACAUGGACAUUAUACCUCCAGUAGGCUUAAGCCGCAGGUUUCAUUUCCUUUCCUGCAUUUUGAUCGAUCCCUUUUCAUCAUUUUCAUCAUUCCUUUUGUCUAUCCAGGCCUCUUUUAUUCAAGAAGAGGUUAUUAUUUAUUUAAUAUGCGACUAUCAGGAUUUUGCCCACAGUGGUUCCAUGAAUCAGCGUGACUAUUUAAUGGGCUGAUGGAUAGAGACUGAUUAUCUCUUCCAGACUUUCUGAAAUUCUUCACUGAUGCCACACUUUUGCAAGACCCAUAACUCCUGCUCCAGUGUUCCAAUAUUUAAUGGCACCUCAGUCUUCCUAAGAAUAGCACCGCUUUCUUUCAUUCUUUUCUUCUUCUUUCUUUUGUUCCCUCUCUGUUUGCAUACCAAAUCACAAUUUGCAUUAGAGGACUGAUAGCAUUAUGUUUGAAUUUCAGUUACCGAAAGAGAUAUGGAGCAAGUAAUCCGAAGACUGGUUGCUGUAGUAAUAAAUCAGUGGAAGUGCAACAUGUUUAUCUGCUGUAGUGUUAAUGGCACUUCUACAUCUGAAAAUUAAUGCAGAAUUUAUCAGCCCUGUGUUAUACUUAUAAAAAAAAUGCACUGCUUUUGAAAUGAAAAUGAAGUGAAAUUACAUUUAAAGACUUCUUGAGAGUCAUUCAUUCAGGGGCUUAGCUCUUAUGUUCAUUUGCCUGGUAUUAAGCUGUUUCAAGGAAAUAAACGAGGCAGCAACAGCCUGUAAAAAAAGAAAUAAAUAAGUUCAAGUUCAAGUUUAUUUCUAUAGCGCUUUUCACAGUGGACAUUGUCUCAAAGCAGCUUUACAGAAUUUAAGAAUUAAAGUGAAUGAUGUGUGUUUAUCCCUGAUGAGCAGCCUGGGGUGACUGGCAUGUAAGUAUAAAUACAAUACACGUGUGUGUGUGUGUGUGUGUGUGUGU
This is a messenger RNA of Silurus meridionalis, 6513 nucleotides long. RefSeq names its product eph receptor B2b (gene ephb2b). Lineage: Eukaryota; Metazoa; Chordata; Actinopteri; Siluriformes; Siluridae. Gene Ontology annotation, cellular component: plasma membrane; neuron projection. The transcript has 17 exons. The record is from RefSeq and is a predicted model, not a curated record. Gene Ontology annotation, molecular function: ATP binding; transmembrane-ephrin receptor activity; protein binding. Gene Ontology annotation, biological process: axon guidance; cell surface receptor protein tyrosine kinase signaling pathway; protein phosphorylation. Bases 321 to 3308 code for a protein of 995 amino acids.